AGUUCCUCCUCGGCGGCGGCGCCACCAGCGAGCCAAGCCAAUAGAGAGUCCUCCCGAUUUCCGGAAAGCGCGGAAGCGGCGCCGGAAGUCGGGGGCCGGCCGCGGCGGCGCGGCUUCCGCUGUCCGGUCGUACCAUGCCGUCUCCGAGUGUCGCGCGGUUCUGCCUCUUGCCCUGCCGUUUCGGGCUGUGGGGGCCCAGGCAGGCCGCCGCCAGAGCCUGGUUCGCGCGGCGAGAAGGGGCGGCGUGGGCGGCGCGGCCCUGCUGCCGCUCCCUGGGCACAGACUCGCCACCGCCGUCGGGACGGCCCAGGGGACCCUCCAAGCCCGGGCCUGUUUCUUGGAAAUCUUUAGCGAUUACAUUUGCUGUUGGAGGAGCUGUAUUGGCUGGAAUGAAGUACCUCAAGAAAGAAAAGACUGAGAGAUUGGAAAGGCAAAGGCAGCGAAGCAUUGGAAAACCUUUACUUGGCGGCCCAUUUUCCCUCACAACUCAUCUUGGAGAACCUAAAACUGAUAAAGAUUACCUGGGACAAUGGGUGUUGAUAUAUUUUGGUUUCACUCAUUGCCCUGAUGUUUGCCCAGAAGAACUAGAAAAAAUGAUUCAAGUUGUGGAUGAAAUAGAUAGUAUUCCUACUUUGCCAAAUUUAACUCCACUAUUCAUCACUAUUGAUCCAGAGAGGGAUACAAAAGAAGCCAUCGCAAAUUAUGUGAAAGAGUUUUCUCCCAAACUGGUUGGCCUGACUGGGACCAAAGGAGAGAUAGAUCAGGUCGCCAGAGCAUAUAGAGUUUAUUACAGCCCUGGGCCCAAGGAUGAAGAUGAGGACUACAUAGUGGAUCAUACAAUAAUAAUGUACUUAAUUGGACCAGAUGGUGAAUUUCUAGAUUAUUUUGGCCAGAACAAGAAGAAUGCAGAAAUAGCUGGUUCAAUUGCUGCACACAUGAGGCAACACAGGAAAAAGAGCUAGCCAAAGUAGCAUGGCUAGGUUCCGCUUUCUCUUGCAAUAGAGGAAAAAUGUUUUGUCUCCCAUUGGAGUCAGCAUAAAUAUAUGUAUGCAUAUGCACACUACCUUCAUACCAUGAGAUCGCCUAUAUAUAUUUUGCGUAGGACAUGACCUCGAGGUAACCACAGUUGAGUCUUUGAACUGUGUUCCCAGUAAACAAUGUUCACUGAUCAGCAUUGUUGUCUCUGGCAUCUUCCCUUGCUCACACAAAUGGUGGAACUGAAAUUCUGGGAAAGGACAGUCAUGGUGGGAAGUGGGUACUCCAGUGGAGGUGAAAUCUUACCAUUAACAGUAUUGUCAACCACAGUGCUUAAAAUAAAUUAAUUUUUUAAAAAGCCUAA
This is a messenger RNA of Sorex araneus (European shrew), 1339 nucleotides long. RefSeq names its product protein SCO1 homolog, mitochondrial (gene SCO1). Gene Ontology annotation, biological process: intracellular copper ion homeostasis; mitochondrial respiratory chain complex IV assembly. The record is from RefSeq and is a predicted model, not a curated record. Gene Ontology annotation, molecular function: copper ion binding; copper chaperone activity. NCBI's taxonomy places the organism in Eukaryota, Metazoa, Chordata, Mammalia, Eulipotyphla, Soricidae. Bases 135 to 962 code for a protein of 275 amino acids. The transcript has 6 exons. Gene Ontology annotation, cellular component: mitochondrial inner membrane.